Molecule: messenger RNA, 1271 nt
Organism: Photinus pyralis (common eastern firefly)
Lineage: Eukaryota; Metazoa; Arthropoda; Insecta; Coleoptera; Lampyridae
Product: translation initiation factor eIF-2B subunit epsilon-like
Exons: 6
Coding region: 139-1230 (363 amino acids)
Cellular component (GO): eukaryotic translation initiation factor 2B complex
Molecular function (GO): guanyl-nucleotide exchange factor activity; translation initiation factor activity; translation initiation factor binding
Source: RefSeq, a predicted model, not a curated record
ACCUCCGUUUAUCCUAACAAUUAAUACGCCCACUAAACUAAGCUUGAGUAGAGUUACUCUCCGAGAAAAAAUUAUUUGGCAUUAUUUGUUUGUAGUCGAGAUAUUCUCCAUCGAUGGUUGUAUCCUCUUGUGCCCGACAUGGGAAUUUCCAGUCAGCAACGGAGUUACAUUCACUUGCAAAACAACGUGUAUCGCAGCAAGGACGUACAUUUAACACAAAGCAAUAGCUUAAUUGAGGACGUAAUAAUUGGUGGAGGCAGUUCUGUUGGUGACAAAACGAGAAUAUCAAGAUCGAUUAUCGGAGAAUCCGUUAAAAUUGGGGAUAAUGUUAUAAUUGAGGACUCGUUUGUAUUUUCUAAUACUGUGAUCGGUGAUAAUUCUGUUAUUCAGCAUAGUAUAAUAGGACAGAAGUGUGUUCUUGAAACAGGUUGUAUAGUUACAAAGGCGAGUGUAAUAGGGAAAGGAGUUGUUUUACCUGAAAAUUCUAUCAUUGAAAACUAUUUGAUUCGAUCACACUCAUCUAAAACAGGAGUGGCAAGCAAUAAGUUAGCUAAAAAUGCUUAUCACAUAAAGCCAGAGGAAAGCGUUGAAUCAGAUGCUGAAGACGACGGUUUGCAUAGAAAACUUUCGAGGUUAUAUAUGCCCGAUGAGACCGAGCCGUCAGAUGAUGAGAGUGUUAAGUCAUCUGAAAGUGAAGAUAAUUUGUCGUAUACAAUCUCACCUGUCCCAGAUGAUACAAAUUUAUUCUUAACCGAAGUUGUCGACAGCCUUACCAGAGGUUUUGAAGAUAAAUUACAGUGCGAUAAUUUAAUACUAGAAAUAAAUUCAUCCCGAUAUGCUUAUAACGUUUCAGUUAAGGAGGUAAAUUUCAACGUUAUAAAAGCUAUAUUGAUGUUACCUUUUCAAUUAUAUCUUGGACAACCUUAUUUGCCUUCAUUACGGCCAUUGUUGGAUUACUUCUCACCGAUCCUGAAGAAUUAUAUUCGUAACAUUUCCGCCAUGGUUGAUUGUCUUCAAGCAAUUGAGGAUGUAGCUGCUAAUAACAAUGAACUAAACGAGUGUGUUUCUGCUGUGUUAAAUUGGUUGUACAAUAAGGACCACCUUUCCGAGGAUGUAAUUUUGAAUUGGUUCUCUGGAAUUGACAAAAACACAAGAUUUUAUGCUCGAGUUGAACCUUUUACUAAUUGGUUACAACAAGCAGAAGAGGCUUCUUCAAGUGAAGAAGAUUGAUAUGUUGAUUUUGUCAAAUAAAAAGAUUUAAUUGCUAUUCA